UUUUCAUUUUAUUGUCCCGCGUGAUUUUCCAUCGCGGUACAAAGUGGCUAUUUUCGCCGUCGAAUUUCUGCACUUUUCAUUACUCUAAGGCCGUUGAUUUUUAUUUCGAAUAUACUUUAAAUGUUUGCAACGUGUAAGGAAACUGUCAUCUGUCAUUGAAGAGGUAAAAUACAACACUUCAAGCAUGGAGACUCAUCCUGCGAAUAACGCGAUGUCAGAAGGAUCAGAAUCAUCAAACAUGACCAUUUCGACAGAAGUGGGAACAGAGUCAUCCGACACGUCAGGAGUUUCGGUGAACAGUUUCACAACAGAUAGCAGCAUUAACGGAGAUGACUCGGUCAACAUGUCUGGGGUGUCAACUCUCGCGAUAGAGGAGAGCACUCUCGCCGUUAACGGAGACACUUCUGCAGACAUGUCUGGGGUAUCAACCCUUGCCACGUCAGUGAUAGAAGAAACCACCAUCGGAAAUGAUACACUCAAUGCGUCAGAAGUUGAUUCAGCUAUCAGUGGCUCUGUCUCAAGAUCCAACACUCCUGAAUCUUUCUGUGACUUUGACGAUACCCGUGACCAAAUACAAAACAAUCCCUUGGUAACAAAGGAAAUGGUGGCUGAAGAGAAAAAAUUAGAGAAGCAAAGAAUGAAAGAAGAAAUGAAGCAAGAGAAAGAAUUUGAAGAAAAAGUUGCAGAAGAAGAAAGAUCAGCACGUUACAACAAGUUGAUGGAGCUUUUAACAAAAUCAAAGUUUUAUGGGAAGUUUAUUGCACAACAAUUGGCAGCUCCACAGCCACCCAAAGACAAGAAACCGGUUGGAAAGAAAGGUCGAAAAUCUAAGAAGCAGGAUGAUGAAAAUAAAGCCUCCGAAGAAAAUAUUAAUCCAGUUAGUCAAGAAUCAAUCAAAACUGAGGAGGAGAACGAUUCACAAGAUAGUCAGCAUUCCAUGAGAACCAGGAAAAGGAAAGCCAGUUCAAGUCCGGCUACAACUCCUGAGCAGUCCAACGGAGCAGAUAAUGCAAAGCGUGCCCGGAGACCGCCUUCAUGGCUCAAUGACUAUGAAGCCAAAGAAAAUCCAUCAAAAGAACCAAAGACAGAAGAUACUGAAGAAACAUAUAUCACUGCUCAAGGGUUUACUGCAUCUGUAAGGCAACCAAAACUCUUCGAUGGGGGUUCGUUGAGAGAUUAUCAAUUAGAUGGAUUAGAUUGGUUAAAAGCUCUGUUCGAAAAUGGUGUGAAUGGAAUCUUGGCGGACGAGAUGGGUUUGGGAAAAACAGCUCAAGUCAUAUCAUUUGUCUGCCACUUGAUUGAAAUGGGGGCCACUGGUCCUUUCCUAAUUAUCGGUCCACUGUCAACGCUUCCCAACUGGAUGAUGGAAUUUGAAAGAUUUGCUCCUAAGAUCCCUGUCUUGCUUUUCCAUGGCUACAAAGGCGAGCGAGAACGAUUAAGAUCAAAGUUUCGUCAGAAGAAAGACGUCAAUGGAAAGAAGGUAUUUCCUGUAAUCCUAACAUCAUAUGAAAUCCCAUUAAUGGAGAGGAGCCACAUGAGACAGUUCAUUUGGAAAUUCAUCAUUGUCGAUGAGGGACAUCGUCUGAAGAAUCACAGUACGCAGCUAGCGCAGGAAUUAAGAGCCUAUAACUCAAUCAACAGACUUCUGCUGACUGGCACUCCUCUGCAAAACAACUUAAUGGAACUUUGGUCACUUCUAAAUUUCUUGUUGCCCGAACUAUUCAAUGAUUUGAAUGCUUUUGAGUCGUGGCUAGACAUCUCAAUUUUUUCAGACAACGGACGAGCUCUCAUUGAACAAGAAAAAAGCAACCAAAUAGUAGCUACACUUCAGCAGAUUCUGGCCCCUUUCAUGUUGCGUCGAAGGAAAGUAGACGUUGAAAUCAACAUUCCUCCGAAGAAGGAGCUCUUAGUGUACGCACCAAUGACAACCCUGCAGCAGGAUUUGUAUAAAGCUACGAUCGAUCACACCAUUGAAAGAUUGCUAAUGGGCCCAGAAAAACAGGAAGGUUACAUUAUUCCUGACAAUCCAGAUGGAACAAGAGCGAGGCGCUCUUGUGCACAAAAGAAUAAAGAUUAUUCCUUUCCUUCUAUGGAGUGGUACGUCGAACAGGAUAGCAAGACUGAACCGAAUGAAAUUUCUGUGGUCGACAAGGAGAACCCUGAGUUUGCGUUCAGGAUCAGGAUGCAAAACACAGGAAUGCAGUUACGUAAAAUAAUCAACCAUCCUUUCCUCAUUCAAAUGCCCCUCAAGCCAGGAUCUGGACCUCGAGAAAUUUUAGUCAGCGAGGAUAUUGUUACAAAAUCCGGAAAACUCCUAGUUUUAGAUGCCAUGUUGGCCAAAUUAAAGAAAGGAGGACACAAGGUGCUCAUUUUCUCAACCUUCUGCAUGGUCCUUGAUCUACUGGAAGAGUACAUGAUCAUGCGAGAUUAUGGCUACAGGCGAUUGGAUGGAAGCCGAAAUAUUGAGGACAGGAUGGAGUCAAUAAAAGCAUUCAACACAGAUCCAAACAUUUUCUGUUUUCUCAUCUCAACCCGAGCUGGUGGCCUUGGAAUUAACUUGACCGCUGCUGACACUGUAGUUAUUUUUGACAGUGAUUGGAACCCUCAAGCUGACCUACAAGCCCAAGACAGAUGUCAUCGGAUUGGUCAAACUAGACCUGUUGUUGUAUAUCGCUUCGUAACAGCUGGAACAGUUGAUGAAAAAAUUGUUGAAGUUGCUGGUCGAAAAAGGAAAUUAGAAAAGCUAGUCAUUCAAGAUGGUACUUUCAUCAACCCAAGCUCAAUAAUGAAACCAUCUCUUCUCAAUCUGCAAGCUCUGAAAUCUCUCCUCGAAUCCUGCGACUAUCAGAAGAAAAUCCAGCCCAAUGGUUUCAUCUUCACUGAUGAGGAACUUGAUGCCUUGCUGGACCGCAGUGAUUUGCUUGGGGACACGAAAGGUGUUCUCAAGUCCUCUAAUUCCGUCUUCAAAGUCUUACAGGUUGAUGAAGGUCAGUGAAACUCUCCGUUGUUGAUCUUAUAAUAGGAUUUAGGAUUUUGGCCAUUUAUUGUUAAAGUUUUGUAUUUCUUUCUUAGUCUGUAGGUACCUAUGUAAAUAUUGUUCAUUUUGUACUAUUUUAACUAAGAAACACAAGAUACGAUUGAACCUUAGCCAUUUUUGAUGAGGAUUUCUUUACAUCGUAAGGUCUCAUUCCAAUGACUGUAAAUAAUCUCAGGAAGCUCAAGGCUAUAAGCUGUAAUUUAUUUUUCACUUGUUCACUAAUAGUUUUAAGAGAAAAAAAAGUCCAGGACUGUCAAGAUGGAAACCAGAAAUCUCGUUCACACUGUCGCUGUGAUGGCACAUUCUUUUAAAUCAUUCCAUGGCUCAGAACUUGACUCUCACUAAAAGAUUCAUCAUCACAUGGAACUCUUUUCAUUUUGUUCGACAUGUCGCAAUAAAAAAUUUUCAUACCAAAUAAUUUAUUGAAAACUGCCAACCAAAGCUGCGCAGAAAUGGAAUUUCCUGGUUUUGUUCUCGAUGGUCCCAUUUAAAAAAGCUGCUCUCCUGCUGUAAGCGUGAGCUAAGUACAAAGAGAAGUACAACUACCCUCUAGUAUUUAUUUAAUUAUAUUGUUAUGUUUUAAAGGGAAGUUAUUCUGAUAAUGGCUGGUUUUGUUCCUUUCGGUUGGAACCUGACUCCAGGUCUGUCUAAUCAUGUAGUUGACAAUCUUGGAACAAAAGUCAGAAGACUUUUCAAUUUUCCGGAUGAUGUGUGGAUGAAAGAAACCCUCGAAUUACGUUUGAUGAUAACUUUUUUGUAGUUUUUCUUCGUAUCAACUCUACAUUUAGGUAGUAACAAUGGGUCAGUGGAGCAACUCAUAAAAUCGUAUUUGAUUACGUGGAGCUGCGGAGAUUUCUCUGUUCAAGAAACUUGAUGAUCGAUAUUGUGCACUGUUUCGAAGGAUGAUAUCUUUGGUUUUUCUAGAUGCCAAUCGUCUAUGUUCAGGCGGGUCUUUCUAUAUAUUUUUCUCUUAGGAUUCAAGUAUGAAGAUACGAUUCUGUUGUUGCGUAACUGACCCAUUUCAAAGUCAGAUCUGAUACCAGAAGCCAACAUCAGCCAGAAAAUAUAACUUUCUCCCUGUUGCCUGUGGAAAUAUUUAUUGUGCACCUUGUUUUGUCUUGUCAAUUUGUCUGUUUUUUCGUUGUGUCAUAUCUCAAGAUUGUUCUAGUUCCAUUUUCUUGCCAUUUUUGUAUUAUGUUUGAUAUUUAAUUCCAAUUCCUGUUCCUAUGUUUAAUCCUUGUUGUCAGCCCAGUCUGAUGAAUGUAUUCUGAUAACGUUUUUCACAAAAAAAAAAAAAAAAAAAAAAAAACAUUUCACUUUUAUUCCCAGCAAUGUAUUUCAAUGGUAAAAAAUUCUCAUGCUGCCAUUAUUGUAUUAAUCUGUCAUUCUCAAUUCUAAAAUGAAAACAGGGUUCAAAGAUGAGGUGCAAAUUAUCUCAAUACAGUGAAAAAUAAUGUCCCUAAUUUUCUUUCAUCUUAGCAUUGUAGUGCUCAAAAGUUAACCAAAAAAUUGUUCUCUACUCCUUUAAAUUAUUUCAGAAUUUUAUACUCGUAGAUUUUAUACUUACCACUUAAAAUAUUUUGCUCUGUAUGCCUUAUAGUAAAGUUACCUAGAAACUAUAAUUUGCCUGUCUUAUCAAAUAUCUAAUAAUCUUCAAGCAUUUAAAUUUGUAAUAUGAAGUGUUUGACUCAAACUUUAAUAAUGACUUUGCCACCUAUAAAUAAUUUUCUCUUCAUUCUCAAUUCUUCUUAUUAAUAAAUGACGUUUCAAUGUAGCAGCAACUCUACUCUGGUGCAAGUUGAAAACUGAAGUAUUUAUUCUAUUUUUAUGUAUGAACCAAUAACAUCACUUAAAUUUAGCUUCUAGUUAGCAGCAAUUGUAAAAUCAGCUUUCACUUCUCCAACUGGAUGUUUACUCCGAGUGAGCCUACAUCCUAAACAGAUUUAUUUGUAAAUUUUUUAGUAGUCUCGAUUUUGCUGCACACUCGAGUUUCAAACUCCUCAGCCUAAGUAUUGACUCUAACUUUCGUACAAUGUUUUCUAAGAUUACUAUUUUCUCUAGGUGAUUUUUUUCCUCUCAUAGUUCACUUACUGAUUUUUAGUUCAUUAAGAAAUGCUACUUAUGGACCAUUCACUUUUUAUCCCUUUCAUGUUUGAAAAACUUGUCAAGCUCUUUCUGUCUUUGACUUGAUACGCUUGUUUAUUAAUUUAAGAUUGUGUUAUAAUAAAGCCUCGAUCAACUUUUGAACAGUUUA
Molecule: messenger RNA, 5291 nt
Organism: Bemisia tabaci
Lineage: Eukaryota; Metazoa; Arthropoda; Insecta; Hemiptera; Aleyrodidae
Source: RefSeq, a predicted model, not a curated record